UGAAUUGGUUAUAUAGUUUGUCCUAGUAUAACAUUCUUGAAACCCUGAUACAAAAGUUGAUAUAAAAAAAAACACGAGAGCUAAGAGGAAAGGAAAAAAUUAAACAUUAAUACUGAUCCUCAACAAUGGCUGAUUCCCAAGAAAAUGCACUCAUGGAAGAAAGAGAAGAGCUCAUGGUUUCACCUGUUGAUGAUGAAGUAAAACCUAUUUUUAGACUUGCCCAUUUUUUGAAACCAACAAUACCCUCUGCCCAAAAGUUCCCAUUUCUCACUUCAAGACCCAAUCUUCAAGAACUGAAAAUCAGUUCUUGUUAUUCUUCACUAAAGGUCAAGUUUAGGGGUGGGGUUAUGCAUAUGAAAGGAUGGUCUAAAUGGGUUGAUAAGUUAAAGCCUUUAUAUCAAGAUACAUGGAAAAAAGCUGGAAUCUUUGAAGCUAUUACAGGUUCCACAUUCAAGAUUUAUAUGCACCAUGAUCUGAUUUAUGCUCUUGCUGAGAGAUGGUGCUUGCAGACUAACACAUUCAUUUUACCAUGGGGAGAAGCAACUGUUACUUUGGAGGAUAUGGUAGUUUUGGGUGGUUUCUCUGUUUUAGGCCACUCUGUCUUCAACCCUUUGAAAACCAAAGAGUCUGAUGAAAUUGUUAAAACUCUUACGGAGUGUUAUAAUGUUAUUAGAAAAUAUAAGGUGAAUGUUUAUCACCAUGCCUGGAUGGAAUAUUUUGCCGGAAAAGGUGGUGACCAUUUGGAGCAUGUUGCAUUUUUGACCCUUUGGUUGUCCAAGUAUGUGUUCCCUUCUAAAGGUUAUCAGAAAGUGCAACCAGCUCUUAUCCCUAUGGCAAUUCAUCUUUCUCAAGGAAACUCAAUGGCACUUGCCCCUGCUGUUCUUGCUACCAUUUAUAGGGAUUUGAACUUGCUUAAACAGUUGAUUGUAUCUUCAUCUAAGCAGACUGAACAGAGUAAUACUUUUAGAUGUAUAGAAGACGAGUCGGAUCUUAUCCUCCGUGCUCCUCUUCAUUUUGUUCAGCUAUGGGCAUGGGAGAGAUUUCCCAAUUUGCAGCCUAAGUCUAGUAUUGUCAUCAACUCUGGGGAGCCAAGAGUAGCUAGAUGGCAUAAGGUGAAAAAACUAAACUGUGUGGAUCCUAGGAGUGAAAUAGAUUCUGCAUCAGAAUGUUUUCUGUGGCGUCCUUACGCUAUUGAUACUGUGAAGAAUUGGGACAUCAACAAAUUUUACAAGGAAAGGGAGGAAUAUGUGAUGGUUGAACAACAGAUGGGAAGUGAAAUCUUGAUUUUUGCUCGACUUAUUCGAGCUUCUGAACUAGUUGGGAUGGAUUGUGUAGAGCUGUAUAACCCUCAUAGAGUAUCGAUGCAAUUUGGAUUCGAUCAAGAUGUGCCCGGUUGUGUGAAUCCUACAUGGAGAAAUUAUGACAGACCAAUUCAAGAUGCCAAGCUCUAUAUACCUUCUAGGCUCAUCGAGUCAGAUGUCAGCAGCCGAUACUUGGAAUGGUGGAAGAACCAAAACAUUAAAUUUUUGCAGAAAUGUGAUGAGGUUAGGAAAGAUGGUAGUAGUUUUCAGGAUUGUGAAAUGAGAGUUGUAGAAUCAUCAGAUGAUGAUGACAAUAUACCAAUUUUGGAAUCUUUACGCAGGAUGAAGCUCAUGAAGAAAGAAAUUACUGUACCUGCUAAUCAAGAACCUCUAUCUAGCACCUAAAGCAAAUCUUCU
Messenger RNA from Lycium ferocissimum, 1718 nucleotides. Its product is annotated as serine/threonine-protein phosphatase 7 long form homolog. The transcript has a single exon. The record is from RefSeq and is a predicted model, not a curated record. Gene Ontology annotation, biological process: meristem development; meristem maintenance. Lineage: Eukaryota; Viridiplantae; Streptophyta; Magnoliopsida; Solanales; Solanaceae. The coding region runs from base 126 to 1706 and encodes 526 amino acids.